AUGGCGUCCGGGCCUCACCCGACCGCGACCGCUGCCGCCGCCGCCUCGUCGGCCGCCCCGAGUGCGGGCGGCUCUAGCUCCGGGACGACGACCACGACGACGACUACGACGGGAGGGAUCCUGAUCGGCGACCGCCUGUACUCGGAAGUUUCGCUCACCAUCGACCACUCGCUGAUUCCGGAGGAGCGGCUCUCCCCUACCCCGUCUAUGCAGGACGGGCUCGACCUGCCCAGCGAGACCGACUUGCGCAUCCUGGGCUGCGAGCUCAUCCAAGCCGCCGGCAUUCUCCUCCGGUUGCCGCAGGUGGCGAUGGCAACGGGGCAGGUGUUGUUUCAUCGUUUUUUCUACUCCAAGUCUUUCGUCAAACACAGUUUCGAGAUUGUUGCCAUGGCUUGUAUUAAUCUUGCAUCAAAAAUUGAAGAAGCACCUAGAAGAAUAAGAGAUGUGAUUAAUGUAUUUCACCACCUACGCCAGUUAAGAGGAAAAAGGACUCCAAGCCCCCUGAUCCUUGAUCAGAACUACAUUAACACCAAAAAUCAAGUUAUCAAGGCAGAGAGAAGGGUGCUAAAGGAGUUGGGAUUUUGUGUUCAUGUCAAGCAUCCCCAUAAGAUCAUUGUUAUGUAUUUACAAGUCUUAGAAUGUGAACGUAAUCAAACCCUGGUUCAAACUGCCUGGAAUUAUAUGAAUGACAGUCUUCGAACCAAUGUAUUUGUUCGGUUCCAACCAGAGACUAUAGCAUGUGCUUGCAUCUACCUUGCAGCUAGAGCUCUUCAGAUUCCAUUACCAACUCGUCCCCAUUGGUUUCUUCUUUUUGGUACUACAGAAGAGGAAAUCCAGGAAAUUUGCAUAGAAACGCUUAGGCUUUAUACCAGAAAAAAGCCAAACUAUGAAUUGUUGGAAAAAGAAGUAGAGAAAAGAAAAGUAGCCUUACAAGAAGCCAAAUUAAAAGCAAAGGGAUUAAAUCCCGAUGGAACUCCAGCCCUUUCAACCCUUGGUGGAUUUUCCCCAGCCUCCAAACCAUCAUCACCAAGAGAAGUGAAAGCUGAAGAGAAGUCACCAAUCUCUGUUAAUGUGAAGACAGUCAAGAAAGAACCUGAGGACAGACAACAGGCUUCCAAAAGCCCUUAUAAUGGUGUAAGAAAAGACAGCAAGAGAAGUAGAAACAGCAGGAGUGCAAGUCGAUCAAGGUCAAGAACACGAUCACGUUCUAGAUCACAUACUCCAAGAAGACAUUAUAAUAAUAGGCGGAGCCGAUCUGGAACAUACAGCUCAAGAUCAAGAAGCAGGUCCCGCAGCCACAGUGAAAGUCCAAGACGACAUCAUAAUCAUGGUUCUCCUCACCUUAAGGCCAAGCAUACAAGAGAGGAUUUAAAAAGUUCAAAUAGACAUGGUCAUAAAAGGAAAAAGUCUCGUUCUCGAUCUCAGAGCAAGUCUCGGGAUCACUCAGAUGCUGCCAAGAAACACAGGCAUGAAAGGGGACAUCAUAGGGACAGGCGUGAAAGAUCUCGCUCCUUUGAGAGGUCCCAUAAAGGCAAGCACCAUGGUGGCAGUCGCUCAGGACAUGGCAGGCACAGGCGCUGACUUUCUUCCUUUGAGCCUGCAUCAGUUCCUGGUUUUGCCUAUUUACAGUGUGAUGUAUGGACUCAUAAAA
This is a messenger RNA of Puma concolor (puma), 1651 nucleotides long. RefSeq names its product cyclin L1 (gene CCNL1). Gene Ontology annotation, molecular function: cyclin-dependent protein serine/threonine kinase regulator activity. Lineage: Eukaryota; Metazoa; Chordata; Mammalia; Carnivora; Felidae. Gene Ontology annotation, biological process: regulation of transcription by RNA polymerase II. The record is from RefSeq and is a predicted model, not a curated record.